Molecule: messenger RNA, 10297 nt
Organism: Bactrocera tryoni
Lineage: Eukaryota; Metazoa; Arthropoda; Insecta; Diptera; Tephritidae
Gene: lilli
Product: AF4/FMR2 family member lilli
Exons: 12
Coding region: 422-6859 (2145 amino acids)
Biological process (GO): regulation of gene expression
Cellular component (GO): super elongation complex; nucleus
Source: RefSeq, a predicted model, not a curated record
UUGAGAGAGAGUCGAGAACAUUGAGGAAAAACCUAAUAUUUUAAUUCCAUAUAUAAAAACAUAAAUCCUAUGUAGAUUGGCAAAAUACAUUUCACCACGACCUUCAUAUACGACCUUUACUUUCUUGACAGUAGUUCUUUUAAUGAAAAAAACGUUUUCAUUGCGUUUUCAAAAACCCUUUAAACAAGUUAUUGCGAUACCUAUGAAUAUUAAAAUAAAAAACUAUUAACUUGCUGCUUUCGGGAAAGUGUAAAGUCCUUUGAAAAUAAUUUUAUUAACAUUAACUCAGACGGUGACGACUGUAACAGCAGCAUUCAGCAGAAAAAAUAAAAGCUGUUUUUGAGAAAAUAUCUCAAAUUGAAGCAACCAUGUCUUAGUUGGGUAUGCGAGAUUUAGUAAAAAGUUUGCUAAACCCAAUGAAAUGGAUAUGAAAAAAAUUCCAAAAUCACGAAUGGAAGAUUUUGAGCGUCGUCAACAGAGGGAACGUGAAAAACAUAAACGUCAGCAAGUGCAAAGUGUCGGCCGAGAGCAUGCCCUCUUUCCAGAACCGCGUAGAGUGAACCCCUCCGAGGUAGAUGACGAUAUCACCGCCAAACUGGGCGAUCAUUCUAAAGCCAUUGAGUUUAUGACUACGGAAGGAGUUGGUGUACAACCAUCCUCCAACAAUGCCUUGCUGGUUAGUCAUUUACAAUCAAGUGCCUCGUCCUCAGCUGGCGGCAAUAAUAUCGGUAACGUCUCUAUGUCCACCAAUUUAUUGUCUUCGCAUCGUUCGUUGGCUGGUUCACAGACUCUUCAGCAGACAACGCAACAAACUCAUCAUUACCAACAACCAUUGCGUCAACAACCGUAUCUGAAGCAGCAUGAUAACAAGCUACCAUAUAACGGGCGGGGAAGUUAUUCGGUUCAGUCGGCUAAAAAUGAUUUACGACCUAGCAGUGGAAUGGCACCACCAAAAGGUCCUCCACCUUUGUUACCACCACCAUCUGGAACUAUAGGCGGCAACACUGGAAACAACAGCAGUUUAAAUUCAACAUCUUUGCUACCACCACCAUCGAAUGGGUAUUUGGGACCUCCCAAAUCAACAGCACCUCUACACAAUGGACGGUUUCCUAAGCCAUUGCCGAAGUCAAUAAAUGAUAUAAUCUCCAAAGUGGAUCAAACUUAUCGCGCUCCUGAGCAAAUUACUAAAAUAGCCGCAACGCCCCGUACAAGUAUCGCUGAUUACAAUCUGAAUGGGCCUAAUCGCCACAAAUAUUCAGUUGGGCCGGUACAACCUAUUUUGGGUUCGCCACCUUCCGGAGCGGAAUUAUUACAGAGUGCGGUUCCAAUGCCCAUAACACCAAUCUCAGCUCUACCCGCAACCCCUAAUCCUCAGAUCACAUCAAGCACUUGUGGGAUAACAACUAUUAGUAGCGGUAUGCCAGCAAUAAUGUCUGGUGCUAUCCCAUCGGCUGCUAUUGGUACUGCAGUGUUAAGUUCGCCGCUUGUGACUACAGCCGUUAGACAAGGAUUGUUAUUGUCUAAGGAGUCCUUAAAACCACUAAUGGAUCAAGUUGGACCAACUUUAGAAAAACAGAACUCCACGUUGGAAAACGAUUUGGAGCUUUCAGAAUCAGAUGAUGAUCGUCGAAAACAGAGUCGUUCAGUUCAUAAUUCCAGUGAUAGUUCACCCUCAGAUUCUAGUGAGUCGGGUAGUGAAGAAUCUUCAAAGAGUGAAAACCAUCGAUCUUCACUUGCGUCGCUUCAGCAACAAUCCUCAGCCCACAAUCCAAAAUCACUUACGCAAAAUUCACUUCAGCAACAGCAACAACAGCAGCCACAACAAACGGCUCCAUCAGCUGGACGUACAGUUGCAAAUAAACUCAUAAAUGAUAAGUCAAAGAUUAUUGAACCUCUUGGUGGUAGCCGUUCAAAUAUUUAUCUAAACAGUAAUGCUCUGGGUUCGGCGGGUUCUUCCAGUUCAGGGCCGAGUUCUACGUCUUCGUCAUCCAAUAAAACCCCUUCUCCGUCAGAUUCGAGUAAAUGGAAUUUAAGUCGAUAUUUUAAUAAAAAGCCUGCCUUAGCACAAAAUGCCACUCCACCACCAGCAAAUUCGCUGGUUGUAAAUUCAAUUAAUGUGAGCAUGGAUGAACCGACUCUUUUACCAGGUGGGGCUCAAAUAAUACCUGAAGCUACACAACCCCAACCUAAUCCCACGAUCGUGAAGCACGAAAAUACCAACUAUGGAGUAGCGAAAAAGUUCUCCGCACGCAGUGACGAUGAUGAUGAAGAGAGUACUGGUCUUCGUAAUUGCGAUACACGUAGCGUGAUGUCCAAUUCAAGUGGAGCUAAAACACAUAUUAGUGGAGGUGUGCCUGCGUUUAUAAAUGAAAUAAAAAAAGAAGCUGAUGUGCUUUAUCCAAGCUCAUUGAAAGCUACUUCCUCUGGUACAACACAGGCACAUGUUCAUGUCUCAUCCCAGCAACAACAAACGCAGGUACCUCUGUUAAAUGCUGCAGAAUUUGUUGCGAUACCAACGAGCCAAAUAAAACAUGAAGUUCCUGGUUUAACAGCAGUAGCAACAUCAACUGUUGCCCCAAUGUCUUUGGCGGGUGGUACUACCACUGUCACUCCUUACAACACUUCUACCAUUAGCGGGAAUGGACAUAGGCGCACUCCUUCCGCAUCACCACAUAUGCGUAACAGUGUUUCGGCGGGCUCGGUGAAGAGGCGUGUUGGCCAGUUAUCAGCGCCAUCCAGUGAUGGACCUACAUCGAACAGUAGUGAUGAUGAAGAUGCCCUGACAACAUCUACAAGGUCUACUGUACCAACAUUGGGUCCAGGUGGCACGUUAAAAAUACCUGGUGUACCAGCAGCUAUUACAGCAUUACCACCUUCAACGUCACAGCCAUUGGCAUCAGCGCCCACAGUUCCAAACUCAAUAACGGUCUUACCCAUCAAUCCUCUAACAAAGACAGCACCUUUACGUAAGCGAAAGAAACCUCGGAAUUCGGCAACCAGCAUUACAACGCAAUUGGACUCUAGUGACGAAGAAGAUAUGACAUCAGAUUUUAAAAGUGGUGGUGUGACAGUAAGCCCAUCUGAGCUGAGAGCAGUAACUGGCCCAGGAGGAAAACUGUACUCGGAACCAACGCCGGUAGUGCCUGCAAAGAAAGGACCAGGCCGGCCACGGAAAACUGCUGGCAGUGGAAGUGGAAAGAAAACCAAUGCAACUCCGAUUGCUAUCGCUUCAAAAGGUCCCAAAUUAACAGCUAGCAAAGAUGUUAAUAGUGGUGCUUUGGUUGCUAAAAAGGCCACAACAAAAAGAAGAGCCUCUCGUCAAAAUUCAAAUUCGACUGGUAUCAUCCCGAUAAAAUUACAUUCUCAGACUACACAACCGGCGGCACUAACAAGCGUUCCAAUCAUUGAUACAUCUUCGUCCGGUUCAACAUCGUAUUCAACAUCGAAAUCCUCUAGUUCGUCUUCUUCGGAAACAGAAUGUGAAGAUGGGGUUAUAAGCGGUUCAUCAUCCGGUGAUGAUAAUAAAAAUAAAGUCGCAGGUGCUACAAAAACAAAACGCAAUAUAUCGGCGCGGCCAACAGCAGCAGCAGUAACCCCAGCGUCAACAUGUUCAGUCGCAGCAAACGUAUUGCCCGCUUCUACUAGUCGCAUUAUAGUUCAAUUGAAUAGACGUAAAUCUUCACAUGAUGAUGUCCCGCCAAUAGCAAUAUCGUCAGUAAGCACCGGUGGUUCGGCCAAGAUGGCAAAUAGUGGUAAGCGAAAGAGGUCAACGUCACAUUUCACUCAGGCCGAUGAGGAGGCUGAUAGUGAUGAUGAAUCAUCAGAUUCCGGAUCUGGUUCGUACGGCAGUUCGGUCAGGAAUUAUAACGCAGGUGCAACGGCAGGUAAUUCCGUAACACAUGGUGGCAAUACCAGUGGUGGCAGUUCACAUCGCUCUCAGAAUAUGCAAUCGCCAUAUAAAGUGCCCAUUUCAGCGGCUCCUGUGUCUAGUUCGACUUCUAGUUCAAGUAGUGUGUCAUCGUCAUCAUCGAGUAGCAGCAGUGGGGAUGAACAUUUUGAUACAGAACCUGGUGCAUCCGUUAGUAAUCGAGGCAAAAGUAAGCACAGUAAGACUGGUACGAAAGUUACUACUAAUAUCAGCAGCAGUUCCAAUAGUUCGAGACUGCGCCGUGACAAGCCCAAAGCAAGCGAUAAGAAUAAGAAUGUUACGCUUACGCGUAUUUUUAAUCCAGAAGGCGGUGCCAAAAAGCAAGGUCAGGUGCUGGUCAUCGACGAGCAGCAGCAACAAAAGUUGAUAUCUCCCAAUGCCUCUGGAUAUAGAACUACAGUGUCCGCCAGCUUAACGUUAUCUAAUAGCCAAGAGAAUCUCGUUGCAACCGCCACAGUUGCUAAUUCACAAUCACCUAGGCUAACUCCCGGUCAUAUAAAAUCACCACGUGCUUUGCCUCAACUGGCAGCAGUUGGGUCGCACCGCACACCGGAUCGCAGUAGUCGAAAUAGUGCUGAACGGAAAGUGCAACAGCAACGCAUUAGAACGCCGUCUUGUACACCUACUCGCACUCCACCUUCAACCCGCACGCCAACACCUACACCGGCAUCAUUACUGUCAGCCCCAACGGCAUCACCUAUGAGAACAACAGCAACGUUGUUGCCUAAUUUCCCAUCCCUUUUAUGUAAAGUUGAUUUAUCUCGACUUAAACGCAUUUUACCAGAGUGGCGUACAAAUACUUAUCGGCUUUCUAAUACUACCAUAUCCCGUUGUGCCCAACACGAAGCAAUAUUAAAUGCUGAUUUGCAAGCAACAUCGACCAUAACUGGUAGCGGAAGUGGCAACAGAACACCUACAACUCCAAACUGUCCGACGGAGCGGGAACUAUCGCAUUCCAGGGAAAGUUUGGUUGGUAUUGGUGUUAGUGGAAGCAAACAAAGACUGAACACAAUGCAUUCAAAUGGCCGCCUGAGCAAUCUUUCCACAGAUGGUGGUGGUAGCGGUGGUACAACCCCCAAACCACAGCCUCAACUUACACCAAAUGGUUACAACUUAAUUACGAAUGCAUCAAAUAGUUCACCCUCUACUAAGCAGCUAUUAAAACAUGAGCAAUUAAUCAAAAAUGAACCAGGCUCUGAAUUAGAGAGUGUAUCCAUCGCGCCACAACCUAAAGCUGACGUUUACUGCAGCGAAACUAAGUUUAAAACAAGCGGCUCAGUGAAACAAGAGCUUCUACUACUUAAGCAGGACUGUAAGCCUGGUUUAACUCCACAAAUCGCUUUUGUAUCCGCUGAUAAGGAAGACGAUCGGCCUGAUGGGUCACCAACCUCACAGCAAAUGCGCGUAAACGAUAUAACUGAGCCAAAAUCGCAACGGCGCAAACGUAGCGCCAGCUCGAGUCCAUACAAAGACAAAAAGCGGAAAAAGGAUAAAAUGGACAAAUAUUCCAAAGAUGGUAAAGAUAUGAAGGAGGGGAAGGAAAGUGAUGCCGGUAGUGGUCCAUUAUUAACAAUACAAGAUAAAGAAAAGGACGUUGGGAAAUCGAUAACUGCUUUGGGAGCUAUUGAACGUGAAAUAGGAAGUAACGCUAUUAGCAGUGGUCAUGCUGGUGUAAAUGACACAUGUAGACGUGCGAUUGCUAUAAUUCCUCCACUUGGAAUGAACAACAAUGGGCAAAUGGAGAAUGAUCAUCAAAUGGAAAAUCGGCAGUUAGCUCCUACCAACCACGAUCGAUUACUGGCGGUGCGACAAAUGCAGCAACAACAGCAUCUCACUAAUGUUACGGCUUCGAAUGGCUCACAAAAUCUAGCGAACACCCAAACAGCAAGUAAUAAUUUAAAUACAGUAACGACUGCAGAUAUUGGUGCUAGUAAUAUACUAGUGCCACCUGAAAAUCUAAACGCUCCAUUAGCACCACCACCGCAAGCAAUAUACCGAUCAUAUUUUGAACGCGAUGAUGAUGGACUCUGUGAUGAUAUUGGGAAAAAUUCGAAAUUCCUACAGGAAGCAGUCAAGAGAAAGCACGCGGCCGAUAGGGAACAAAAUCUAUUCAACCAAGUAACUCUGUAUUUGGAGGCUGUUAUAUAUUUUAUUCUAUCUGGAGCGGUACUAGAACUGCAUCGUAAUUCGGAGGACGCCAGUUGGGUUAUGUACAAGGAUACACUAAAUUUAAUUAAGUUUAUUUCAUCGAAGAUUAAGCAUUUGCAAGUUUCAUCUACAUCUAAUGAACUCCAUGAACCGCACAACAAAGUUGCUAUCUUAAGUUUACGUUGCCAAUCUCUAAUCUCGUUAAAACUAUAUAAAUUGAAACGAAACUAUUGUCGGAAUAUCAUCAACCACUGCGCAGAUUUUUUAAAAAGUGGUCGGGUGGAGCAUCUUAAUGGUAAUACACCUUCAUCUAACUCGCCAUCGAACUCAGUUUGUUCACAGGGCUCUGGUUCGAAUACACCUCCCGGACGGGGUAUGCGGCAAGAUAUUCAGAUCACAUUAAAUCACCAAAAUUUGUACUUCAAUUAUUUGGCUAAUUGUCACGAUUUAUGGGAUCAAGCGGAUCGACUUGUACGGCAAGGAAACCAUACUGACUUCUUUAUAGCAUUGGAUCGUGAAAAUGGACCUCUUACGCUACACACCUCCAUGUAUGAUUUGUUUCGUUAUAUACAAUCGGGUCUUAAGAAGCUGAAAAGUGCGAAUACCACCACCACGACUUCUGCGUCUACUACAACUAAUACCAGUGGAUGCAGCGAUAGUGUGACUAUAACCGACAAUGCCUCAGUGGCUUAUGUUAAUACUACUACCACACUUAGUAACACCACACCCACCAUCAACAAAAGCGCCAGCGCCAUAAGUUCGGUAACAUUGCAACCGCAGUAGUAAUGAAAUUGGUGGUAUACGCCUUUAUAGAUUUACUUGGGUAUAUGUGCUAUUAUUUUUCCCAUUAAACAUCCAAGAAACUUCUUAAUCGCCACGGAAAAAGAACGUAGUUGCAUUUCUUAUUCUCUAACUUAGAAUUUAGGCAUUAAAAAGGCUUUCGUGCUAUAUAUAUACAUAUGUAUGUAUAUAUGUAGAUUUGGACGAGUGAGUGGCAGGCACAUCCUUGCUUGUUGGUCAUGAAGUUCAUUAGCAAAACAAAGUGUUACAGUUUAUAAUAAUAUUGUUUUUAUUAUUACAUUAUUAUUGCUAUAUACAAUUAACCCAAAAAAAUUUAUCAUUAAUAACGCUUAAUUUAAAAAGAAGAAAAAAUACCUGUUUUUCCUAUUUACAUGUAAAGAACUUUUAACAUCAUAAUUCUUAGAUUUUUUAAAGUUCUUCAUUUUGCAAAGGUGUAUAUAUAGAGGAAAUUAAUAAAAAAUAUUAAAGAUAUCACACGUUUUGUAAAUAUUUAGCUUGCAAUGAAGCAAAUGUUAUUACAAUCAUUACUUUAUUUCUAUUUUAAUUAUUUUAAUUUAUUUAUACAAGGGGAUACAAACCACGGUUAGAAAUUUGGCGGAAAUUAUAAUUGUUUAUUUUAUUGCAUGAAAUUGUACUCAAAUACAAGUUUUGAGGAUUUUUUGAAUUUCUCAUAUUACAAUAAGAAAUAUAUAUAGUUCAAUGAUAUAUAUUUUUCACAUCACACACUUACAUAUAUGUCUUGUUUAUAGUUACAACCCUCGGGUAACAUGAUUUUGGAUUUAAAAUUAUUAACUUUUAAAAAAUGGUUGCUGGUCCUUGGGUCGCAUGUGAUAAAUAAAAGAACACAUUUAUUUAAAGAAUAUGUUUACAAACAGACUAAAAAUAACUUUACAAAAUCGAUAAUUAUUGAUUUAAUAAUUUUUGCCAAACUAUAGUUAAUCUUAUUUUAUUAUAAGAGAAUAUAUUUUGUUUAUUUUGCUAUCUUUCGAAACACCAUAUUUUUAAAUGACAUGUACGCACGAUUAAAAAUAUAAGAUGACGAUUAGUAAAAAUAAAUUUAAGUAUGUUACCAACGUGCCUAUGCGGUCCAGCAAUCGAAAUAUUUAUUUAGAUUGGAGAAAUAUAGAAAUAUAUGGAAUUAAGAAAUAAAAUUGCCAAAAUAAUUUACAUGUUCUCAUCAAAUUUUGCGUUUUAUUAUUUUUUUAAUUCAAUGUUGCUACAAGGUCUAGGCUACGAAGUUAGUUUCUAUUACAAAUUACUCUUCAUUUCCGUCACGAAUUUCAAAAGAAAAAUCCAAAAUGUGCAAUAGAUUUAUAUACAUCUUCAUCUUCACAUUUUUUUCUUUUAAAUUCCAUUACUUAAGGGAAACUUUUAAGUAUAUAUAUGCAUAGUUAUGAACAUUCAUAUGCAGAUUUGCUAAUAAGAGAAUUUUGUCAAAGCAAUAAUGACAGCCGUGAAAUAAUGUUAGUGAAACCCAAAUGAAACGAUAUGGAAAAAGAUAUAUAAAUAUUUUGAUUAUGGAAAAACCUGAUGACCUGUUUAUUGUUUCGAUUCGGAUAUUUUAUGUAAACACUUGCAUAAACUUUAAUAUAAAUUAGUUAAAUGUUAAAAAUCAAAAUAGUGAAGAAGUAACGACUCAUUCAUUUAUUACCCAUUUUGAGAUUUUGUAAUCAAUAUAGAAAAUAAAGAAAUGUAUAAUAAGUAAAUAAAAUUAAUCGGGAUAUAAUAAAAAAUAUAAUAUAUAUUGAAAAUGAUAUAUUUAUAACGUAAAAAUAAAAAUAAAUGAAAUGAAUACAACCAGAAUAACAAAAUGAAGUUGAAUGAAUAUAUUGGCUAAUUGGGGUUGUUGUCAAUAUAAGUAUGGAUGCAUACGAAUGUAUUUAAAUGCAUUUAUAUAAAAUCAAAAGAUGUGAAUAAGAAGAUGUUUUAUUAUUUUUUGGAUAAGUUGUAUAAAAAUAUGCAUAAUACAUGUGUUUUUAUACGCGGGUAAAUAUUAAUGUAAAAUAUAAAAAAAGGGAAAAGUUAAAAAUUAUAUUUUGAAGAUACAUAAAAUGACAUAUACAUAUAUGUAAGAAAGGUGAAAAUAAGAACUUUACGUUUAUUGUAGCAAACGCAUCGCUAAUAUAGGGAAACAAUUUACGACAAAGCAACAACUCAAAAAUAUUCUUAUACAGCAUAUGAAAUGGUCUAUCCAAAGAAUUUCGCAAUUAAGUAAACGUAAUCAAAUGAUCCUAUUCCCAUAUUAGAAUAGGUAUUGCUCAUUAAAAAUUAGUUCCGAACGUAACAGACACAGACCCGGAUUUUUAUCCGGCCAAAUCGGCAGCAUUCUACAAAUAUAUAUUUGGAAAAUGUUUAUAUCACAACAACAGGAACUGGAAUAUUAAAAAAUAAAGACAUGACAGUUAUCGCUAUUUUGUUUUAAUGGGAAAUUAUUUAUGGCUUCUCUUUUUUGAAAGCUGAAUACGUAUUGUGCAAGACUGAAGCCGAAAUCGAGAUUGACAUGUAUACAUAUUGGCUCAAGUUCUACGAGUAUCCGAAUAUAAUGAAAGUUUACAAAAACUGCAAUUCAGAUACAACAUCUGCCAAGCGAAAAGGGUUCAGAACACUAAAUCACAAAUUUCAAAGAAUUCUAUUUAAAAUUAGAAUAGUAAAAAAGGAGGUGUAGAUACUAAUGAAGUAAUCGAAAGGAUGUUUGCUCUACUCAAAGAACACUAUAAAUAAUAGGGCUUUAUAUAAAAAUUGGCUAUAUCUAUAUAGGUAUAGUUAGAAUCGAAAAUGGAAUUGAAUAAAUAUAUAAUCAUGAAUUCAAUUUGUACUUUUGAAUAAAAACUAUGCAAUGAUAAUUGAAUUUAACAGCAAUAAAGUAUAACAUAGAAUAUAAUAAGUUAAGUAUAAAAUAUUAAUUAUUAGUAAUUAGUAAAAAUAUGGAUAAUUGGUAAGAUAAUUUAAGUGGAAACCGUUAGUUCUUUUUAAGAAAUUCAUUCUAAACCAAUCAUUAGCAAGCAAAUGUAAGAACAACAAUUGAUGUUUAACAAACGUAGUUUUCUAUAAACAAAUAAUUUAAGAUAUUCUAAAGUGAGUAAAUACAUAUUUAUAUAUAGGUAUAUUAAAAAGUCAGAAGGGAAUAGUUGUAGCAUUAAAAAACAACGGAAAAAUUUGUAGUUACAUAUGUUAGGAAUAAUAAAACUUAAAAAAGCACCAAGUUAAUUUUCUGCAAAAAAUAUAAAUAGGAGUAUUAAAAAAAAAUGCCAAGCGUAUAAUUUGAAAAGUACUCCGUUGUAACAUAACAAAUUUAUAAAUAAUAUUUGUAACGUAGCCUUAGAAAUGAGCAACAAUAUAUUUUUUGAUAAAUGAAAAUAAAAUUAAAAACUAAUAUUAAAAAGUAAUGAUCAAACCUUACACCACAUUUUCAGUAUAAAA